This is a messenger RNA of Notodromas monacha, 1002 nucleotides long. The record is from the annotation of a GenBank genome assembly. Lineage: Eukaryota; Metazoa; Arthropoda; Ostracoda; Podocopida; Cyprididae.
AUGGUUGUUGAGACAAGUUUACCAAACGUGGUCAAGAGCCUCAUGAACUCCAGGGCCAUUCUCAUGAAGAACAGACGAAGCAAUUUGUGCUUUCCUGCUCUGAGGCUUGGAGACAGCAAACGGAUUCCCAAUGUGGAGAACGCGCUCUUCGACCUUUUCAAAAACGAGGAAAAUGAAGUUCCGAUCAAUAAAUUCUUUCUCGCUCUGGAGACCACGGGGUUGCAGAAAAAUGACCCCAGGUUGCGGGAAACGCUGGAAAACCUGGAACGCGUCGCAGCAGCUGAAACCGAGAAAGAAGGCGAACCCGUGUCAAUUGACAAUCUCCAUUUAGAUAAGGACACCUUCAAAAGUGUUGUGUCCUACAACAUCGUCUUGAUUUCCAAGGCGUUCCGUCAACAAUUCGUCAUUCCUGAAUUUAUUCACUUCACCAAGCACAUCGAGGACUGCUACAGAAAGUGCUCGGACAUCAAAGAUGGCAAGAAUGCAUCGUACAUUCCUCAAUUGGCAAAGAUGAACUCGGAUUACUGGGGAAUCUCUGUAUGCACUGUGGAUGGUCAACGAUUUUCUCUCGGAGACUUCAAUGUUCCCUUCACUAUGCAAUCAACAAGCAAGGUGCUGACAUACGUCGUUGCGCAUUCUGAACUGGGUUCUGAGCAGAUCCACAAAUACAUUGGGCAAGAGCCCAGUGGCCGAAUGUUCAAUGAGCUCGUUUUGGACCACAAUCAGAAACCACACAACCCAAUGAUCAACGCUGGUGCAAUUUUGACGGCGAGUUUACUGCAGACUCUUGUUCACCCAGAAAUGAAACACAGCGAGAAAUUUGACUGGCUCAUGAGUUAUUUCAAGAGAUUAGCUGGAGGUCAGCCCAUCGGAUUCAACAACGCCGUUUUCAUGUCAGAGAGGGAAGACGCCGAUCGAAACUUCGCCCUCGCCUAUUACAUGAAAGAAAAUCAUUGCUUCACUGACGGGACUGAUUUGAACACGAACGACUUGUUUUCGUGA